This is a messenger RNA of Mangifera indica (mango), 1458 nucleotides long. RefSeq names its product L10-interacting MYB domain-containing protein-like. The transcript is spliced from 4 exons. Lineage: Eukaryota; Viridiplantae; Streptophyta; Magnoliopsida; Sapindales; Anacardiaceae. The coding region runs from base 324 to 1247 and encodes 307 amino acids. The record is from RefSeq and is a predicted model, not a curated record.
GUUUCCUUUACUUAAGUUUCCUCGCUUGCCCAAUAAAUAUUUUUAUUUAAUAUAUAUAUAUAUAUAUAUGGUUAUAGACGGGAUUGGAGGCAAAGACAGGACACCUCUCUCGCCAUUCUCCGGUUUCCCAGCAAAAUCUCUGGUCAGAGUAGAAGCUCAACUCAUAUUGCACAUGCACCUCCUAAAGAGAUCAUCUGGGUGGAAAUUCAGCUAUAGGUGUUGAAUUUUAAUGAGUGUCUCCGGACAUUACCAUCUAAAUUUUCUCAUUCUUACUUCCCUUUGCUUUUGAGUGAAUAAGAAAUUGUAUGUGUGUUUAGUUGUGGAUGGAUAGUGAAGUCGGUCAACAGCAUAAGCAAGAACGUUCAAGAACAAGGUGGACAGCAUCACUGGAUAAGGUAUUUGCAGACCUGGUGAUCAAGCAGAUUCAACUGGGGAACAGACCAAAUAAUGUUUUUGAUAAGAAGACUUGGAAUCAUAUUCGUGAUGAGUUCAACAGGCAAACAGAACUCAACUUCAAUAACAACCAAUUGAGAAAGCACCUAGAUGUCCUUCGGGCACGUUACUACAAUCUGAAGUCUGCUUAUAAUCAAAAUGACUUUGCCAUUGAGGACUCUUGUUGCAUUGGAUUUGACCUAUGGGAAGACAUUGCGGCACAGCCCAGGCCAGACACCAUUAAAGUAAAGGACUGCCCAAUAUAUGACCAGCUGUGUGCAAUAUUCACUGAUACAUCAGCAGAUGGGAAAUAUGCCCAAUCAAGUCACUUUGAAGGAAUUGACAAAUCUUUUAGGGAUAAUAACGUUGUCUUAAAUUCAAUCCCAGAGGCUGAAACUGAACAUCACAAGAAUCCAUCAUCUUCAAGGUUGAUACAAGGAAAUACGUUGUCACCAGAGAAGGUGAAGAAGAAUAUAGCAGAGAGAAAAGGGAAACAACCAUCUGAGACACGAACUUCCUUGGGUCAAAGUAGCAGAGACCAAGAAAUUCUUAAAGUCAUGGCUGGAGCUAUGUUAGAGAUGGUUGCUGCCUCAAAGUUGAGGACAAGGAUAACAACACAGAUUGAUGAAAGAUAUAGUAUAACUAAUUGCAUUAAAGCACUGGAUGAGAUGGAAACCAUUGAUGAACAGCUCUACUUUGCAGCAUUGGACCUCUUUGAUGACCCCAACUUAAGGGAAACCUUUAUAUCUUUGAAAGGUGAUAAAAUAAGAUUGACUUGGUUGCAAGGGAGGUGUGGUAAAAAUAUACGCAUGUAGUUUAAGCUAGGGGAUGGAGUUUGGGCGUUUGGAAGUGUGAAAAAAUCUUGAAAUAGUUUAGUUUCGGCAUAGCUAGCUUGUUCGUAUUGUGGCAUCAAAGAUUAAUGAUAUCUGGUGUUCAUGCACAACCAUGCAAUUUGGAAACUUCUAGUUGUGCCUUUAUAAACUAUGUAAGAUGUGAGUGUCCAACAAUGAAAAGGCCUUUGGACCA